CUAUGAAGAAUCAUUUCAGGCUGUAUCUGAUCCUGCAAAAAGUCCUGUGCAAAGACUUUCCAGGACCAAAACUACAGGCACCAUGGAUCCAAAGCAAAUGUGGACUUACAUGAAAUCUCCUCCAAUAACUAGUAUACCUUGCCUUGUUAUCACAAAACUGCUAUUUCUGGCUCUUCCCAUUGCUCAGAUUGCAAUAGGUGCAGUGUAUCUGCACGACUGUCCCCAGCAGCACUAUAUCCCAGUGUAUGUGCUGGUAUGUGGCAUAUUUAGUGUAUUUCUGGCCUUGCUGUCUUGUCUGCCCUGUGCCAAGGAGACGGAGGAAGGAGGUCAGACUACACUCAGCCGAACCUGCAAUGUGUGGAAUUCCCUUGUUUCUAUCUUCUUGUUCUGCUGGAUGAUUUGUGGCAGUGUGUGGAUUUACUCUAUUUAUCAACCUAACUACAAUGAAACCGUGGCCGGAGAGCUCUACUGCAAUAAGACCCUCUACCUGUUUGCAUUCUGGACCACUACACUGGGAUACAUUCUGUUAGGUCUGGCACUGUUGGUUGGGUGCUGUUUUUGUAUCUGUGCUUGCAUUUGUGGAAUAAAAGAGGGUUAGCAAAAACUCUGUGGACCAUAUUAAUGGAUCUUGAUGACAGGGUUUUUUAUUUUUUUUUUUUUUUUUUUUUUAAUAAAUUCAUUUGAGCUUUAUGUAUAAAUACUGUGUUUAAAACUAAUGUUUAAUUGUCUUUAAAAUAAUUUGGUUUGGGUAGUAUUUUAAACAUUGAUAGUAAAUAGAAAUAAUGUUGUUGUCUUGUUAUUAUUAUUAUUAUUUUACUUUUUUGCUUAAAAUGAAAAUUAAAUCUUAUUAAUAGUACCUUAACAUUUGUUUUGAAACUGAAUUUUCAGAGGAGGGACAGAGUGGUUAAAAAAACCUAAUGGGCAGUUCAUUAGCUGCUACCUUUGUCUUCCCGUAAGAGUGGGCGCAGCAUUUUGCGUGUCCUUGCAAAAAUAAUAAUCAGACAGUCCGCUCAUUAAUUCAGCAGGAUAUUGUUAUUCUUCCAGUUAGGAUUCAUCAGGAGUACAAUUUAUAAUGAAUGUGUGCUAUUCUGGAAGGACGUAGUACUCGGGUUUGCUGAAUAUUCACAUUCACAGACCUCUCUUUUAUUUGAGCAAUACCUUUCACUAAUCCAGUUGUCUAAGAACAAAAAAAGCUUUAAAAACUUUAUCUGUGAGUAAUUCUUUUCCUAUCUUUAAUGGGUUUAAAAGUCAGUUUGUAAUGUAUUAAACACCCCCUUUUUUCUUUUAUUUUCAUUGUAAUUUACUUGUCAGUGUCUAUUAUUUUUGAUGGUUAUAUUACUGUUUGUAUUGUUUCUGAGAAAUAUUAAA
Messenger RNA from Labeo rohita (rohu), 1368 nucleotides. Its product is annotated as transmembrane protein 272-like. The transcript has 5 exons. NCBI's taxonomy places the organism in Eukaryota, Metazoa, Chordata, Actinopteri, Cypriniformes, Cyprinidae. The record is from RefSeq and is a predicted model, not a curated record. The coding region runs from base 83 to 598 and encodes 171 amino acids.